UCGAUAUACAAAAAUAAUCGUUAUUACAUAAAACAACUUAAAAAUUUUCAUUUAAGGUAUUUAAGGACUGACAUUCACGUGACCAAGUCGACGAACGACACGACCUUUUUUAUCGACGUUUACUGUUUACUCCAUGGUUGAUGUACCUCCCUAGUUUCUAGUAGCUGCAGCCUCCAGGUCAGCACUCAGCUGUGAUACUAUGGCCGCUUUGUGAUAAAAGUGACUAUUUACAGAGUUUACAAAAACUAUUAAACUCUACUUAUAGCAAGUGUUGCUUGCAUAUAAAAAUGUUUUUCUAAAGUUGCUGCAAUACAAAAUGCUUUAUGGUCAACCCAAGUUCGUUCGCCGACUGAAUCAGGUCUUAUAUGGGACUUGAACAGCAUAGUUACAGUUUUGAUAUGCGUAUUGUAACCUACCAUAAAUCUGAAGAGCUUUAUUAUGAUGUGAUUAAUUUAUUAUACCAAAGAAGAAAAUGCUUGAGAAACUGAUUUAAACAGAUAAGAUUGCAAUCAGUUUUAAAAAAAUUCCACUACUCAGGGUGAAAAAUGUGGAAACACGUAAAUUUGAAACAAUGCCUUUGAACGAAAAUCCACUUGUAAACAAUCGAAUGAUAUAUCAACCACUACGUAAAACUCUUAACUGAUAAGUUAUGCACAACUUGACGCAUGAAUUUCAAUCCAAACAACAGAAUCGUGUAAUAAUAUUACAAGUUGUGUGCUUCAAGCUGGUGAGAACAGUCUAGUGAGAUGAAGAAUAAUGUAAAUAGUAUAUUAACAAAUCUGAGUGAUGAUCUAUUAUUUAUAACACAAGUUUUUUGUUACGAUAAACUAGCUGAAUGUUUUUUUAUAAAUUUAUAAAUAUAGUAAAUUGAUUUUUUUGCAACAUGAUCAACAAUCAGCAAAGAAUAGUCUUAAGCACAGGAGAUGCUGGUAUUCAGCAUCAGCCAGUUUCUGCAAAACCAUCAAUAGUUUCUGUAUCAAGUAUAGAUUCAGACGUCAGUGAUCGACGUGAUAUAAGGGAGGCUCUAUAUACAGGAAUAUUCAAAAGACAUAGAAAAACUAUUUUGGUACUUGGAAGCUUUCUUAAAAUGUUAAGGAAAUACUUGGACAGAAUGCAUGCUCUGAAUCAAGUUUUUGCCCCUAUUGCUACCCGUUUAGAUACAGUUGUAGAGCAUAAAUUUUGGUAGACGGUAUAUUUGAGAAAAAAAUAAAAAAACUGGUAACUAUUAUAUAUUAUGUAUGUGAAAUAACGUUUUUAAGAAAUGUUUAUACUCGACUUCUAUUAUUUCAUCUUCAAUAAUAAUGUUUAUUAUUUUAUGUUAUAUUCACCCUCUAAUUAAAUUAAAUAUCGACAUUUUAAUAAAUGUUUUUAUUAGAUAGAAAUUUUAACAAUGUUCAAAGUAUUAGAAUAGAAAUACAUUGUUAAGUAUAAACAUGCUAAUGCCAAUAUCAAAUGCAAUGCCUUACUAGUCAAUAUUCUGAUGUAAAUUGGGGCUCUGUUUAUUAAUUCUAUUAAAAUUUAUUGCAGAUAUAUGAUGAAUAAAAUUGUAUGUUUUAUUAGUUUAAACACAUGCAAUGAGGGUAUUCAAAAUCAGCAUUAAGUGAACAAUUGAGCAUUUUUAUGAAAAAUGUAAUAUUUACAAAAGAUUUAAUAAUUUUUUUAUAAGAAAACUUUCAAUUUAAAUCGUGUAAAGUUAAUGUUUGGCAUGAAAUAAAUUUGCGGUUUACCAACACUCAUGUCUGGAUUUUACCAAGUUUUUUAUACAAACACUCUGCCAAUACUAGAAAUUGUCAAAUCUACAUGAUAUCAGAAAUGUAUGACGUUCUAAUUUCAAAAUAUUGGAUAUGUUAAAAAUAUUUAAAACAAGCUUAAGAAAAAAACAGCCAUCAUAUUAAUUUUCUAAAAAUCAAAUAUUUAUUCACUUGGUCAAUUGAGAUUGUGUUGUUGUAAACAAACAAGUUGAGCAUAUUAUAAAAGACUGAAUUUUGUGGUUGUGCUUUCAUUUUAAAAUGCUGUAUUAGUCACUUAAUAAAAAUGUAUGGCUUUGGUAUAAUAUAAAUACAAGAACAUUCUUGCUUGCGAUUUAUUUUUAACCGUUGUAAAAUAAUUUGAUGUAUGAUGCCAGUAAAAGAAAAUAUUGUUAUGGCAAUUUAAAAAGUUGAAUUCAAAAUAAUUUUUAAUUAUAAAUUUAUCUUACAAUUACAACAUGAUGAUUGGUAAAUAAAAACUUGAUAAAUUUUUAUAAAAUGACUGAUUUAUAGAUUUUUACAUGUGAAAAUCAAGAGUAGUUGUAAAAAAAAGUUAUCCAAGGUAUAGGACUUGUAAAAUAUACAAAUUGUGGCAAUAGAAUAAUCUCUUACCAAUCUGUGUAUAUACACAUAAGUAUAAUUUGUAAAAUAUAAGAGCCGCAUACAGCUUAAUAUUGUACAAUACACACACACACACACACACACACACACACACACACACACAUAUAUAUAUAUAUAUAUAUAUAUAUAUAUAUAUACACACCAAUACAA
Nasonia vitripennis (jewel wasp) is the source of this 2519-nucleotide messenger RNA. RefSeq lists its product as uncharacterized. Bases 884 to 1186 code for a protein of 100 amino acids. NCBI's taxonomy places the organism in Eukaryota, Metazoa, Arthropoda, Insecta, Hymenoptera, Pteromalidae. The transcript is spliced from 3 exons. The record is from RefSeq and is a predicted model, not a curated record.